Neoarthrinium moseri is the source of this 1086-nucleotide messenger RNA. RefSeq lists its product as uncharacterized. The record is from RefSeq and is a predicted model, not a curated record. The transcript has 4 exons. NCBI's taxonomy places the organism in Eukaryota, Fungi, Ascomycota, Sordariomycetes, Amphisphaeriales, Apiosporaceae. Bases 1 to 1086 code for a protein of 361 amino acids.
AUGCCUGAGUUGGACGACAUCACUUACUCGCGCGACGCCUGCGUUGCCACGGUCCGCGACUAUUACAAGUUCCUGACCAAGAUGUACUUGCCGGAAUGCCAAGUCCAUCUCGAGAGCUUUGGCAAAACGGAUGGUGUGAUAUCGCUGCUCGCCCACCUACCUUACCUUCUCCAACCCAAUGACUGGACGAACGAUGCCGAAGGCGCUGCUGACUGCCUCUUUGCGGAUUGGCAGCAUGUCUUCACAGCCAUGGCCGAAGGCCGCGAGGCCGCCGAGGCUAGACUUUGCUCAGAGCGUCACAUGAUGGAAGAGCUGCCUCCCCAUUGUGUCGGACUUACGUACGGCGGGCGGGAUAACCCGUUGUUACUUCUCGACACGGAGCUCGGCGUCAUAUGUUGGGAUGAGUGCCCGGACUCGGUCAAACUCGACCCUACCCGGGAACCAGUCUUGGAUGACCCAUGCGACUAUGCGCCCGAGGGCGAAUGGGAUUGGCGGUGCGACUGCCCAGCCUGGGCCAUCGAUGAUUUCUUCGCGCUUUUCAAGGACCGAUUCCGCCGGAUGGACUGGAUCCCGACGAGCCCCCGAACGGUGCUUACCAUCGACACACUCCGCCCGCCUGAGUAUGCGGGCCUGAUGCCUAUGCUUGCCGGGGUUUAUCGGGAACACGGUUGGCCUGAUGUGGCCCGAUACCGGAAGGGGGACUGCUUAGUAGCCGUGAGGAAGGCCUUGGAGGAGGAGUACCCGGAAGAGGUUUUCCAGACUAAUGAGCGGCGGUCUCCCCGAAUUCAGGUCGGGCCGUGGGCGAGCCAAGAGAGUUACUGUGAGUAUCACAUCAUGGAGUAUGGAUCUAUGGCGGCGCAGCACUCUUGGCGCGACGUUAUGCCUCGGACACGAAAUAUUGGCCCCGGCGGCAAGGAUUUGAGCUUCAGAGUGCGCCAAGAAUCCCGAGCAUGGGUGCCUUUGACUAUAGAUUGUGUUCUGAAUUUGAAGCGACCUGCAUGUGCCGCGCAUAUGCGUCUCUGGCGCCAGUUGAUCAUCAAUCUCUCUGUCGCCAUGGCGCGACCGGAUGGUACGAAGGGCGCCUAG